Heterotrigona itama is the source of this 5831-nucleotide messenger RNA. The record is from the annotation of a GenBank genome assembly. Lineage: Eukaryota; Metazoa; Arthropoda; Insecta; Hymenoptera; Apidae.
GCAAGUUACAGCAUUCAUACAAUAUUUAUAUUAUUUUUAAAAUAAACAUUCAUAUACUUACUUAGUAAGUAUAAAAGGUUCAUACAUUUAAAUAUGAUUGUAUGAAUAUCAUAUAAUUAAAAUUAAUGUAAUAUAACACUUAAUACAUUAUAAGAGGAUAUACAUAUACUGUUACUUAAAACUAAAUAUUGAAUUUAUAUAAUUAAAAAUGUCUUUUCAUUAACAUAUAGAACAUACAGCGAGUUGGUUACGUAUUGUAAUAUGAUUCAGUUGUCAUAAAAUACUGACAAUUUAAUAAAAAAAAAUAAGUAAAUAAUAAGUUUAUCAGCAUUAACCUGAUGCAAAGAUAAAAAAAUUUAGUUUGCAUUUUCACAUGCAUCAAUCCAAUCAUUAUAUACAUCUAAAGGUUCUGAAAGUAAAUUGAUUGUAGUUUGGAAGUCCUCCAGACAGACUCUGCAAGUAAUUCUAGCAGUGUUUUUUGACUUAUCCCUUUUAACCUCGCAUGAUUUUUCGUGAUUGCAAAAUGGACAAUUAAAUUGUGUAUCUAAUGGUUGAAUAGCUUUUUUUUUACUUGGUGGCUUUCGUUUACUUUUUCUUCGACCCAUUACGUUUAAAGUAUAUCAAAUAAUACUGAUAUAUACUAGUUUGUAUCAAGCUUUCCCAGUAUUUAGGUUGUAACUGUUGCGUACUGUUGUGUACAAUGAACAAACAUGGAGUACAACGCCAUGCGGUUUGAGGAAAGUUACUAUAUAUGUAUCUAUAUAUAAAAAACGUUAUGCAGCUUUGAAUAUGCAUUGAACAAAUUCGGAAAUUAUAAUCUUACUUUGCAAAAAGCAAUCAAGUUAUUAAAUUAUUACAGAAUUAUUAAAUUAUAUAAUUAUUAAAUUAUUACGGAUUAUUAAAAUUAAUAAUUUAAAUAUCAUAUAUAAAUGUCUAAAUGUAUAAAAAUCUAUAUUAUAAGAAACGUUUUUAUAUUGUGAAUUAAAUAAUAAUUACUGCCAUUGCUGUAAUGAGUACUUUCAGUGUGAAUUUAUCAAUACCUUUCCCAUCAGAAAGGGAAGCAGAAAUUGUUUAUCAGGUAUUAAGAGUUGAUAGAGAGCCCUCAAGAGGUAGUAUUGCUAAGAGUUUGACACUUAAUAAUAAUUUAUUACAAAUAUCAAUUUCUGGAACAGAGGCACGAAAAGUUAGAGUGGCAUUAACUUCAUUUUUUGAUAAUUUAAUUUUAGUAACAAAAACUAUGCAACUUUUUGACCCACCUGUACCUACUUAUAAUUAUUAUUAAGUAAAUAUUUAUUGUUAAAACUAUUUAUAUAAUAUCAUAUAAAAUGGAGCAUAUUCCAGCUCCAUAUGCACCAAGAUCUGUUUAUGGAUAUGCUUUAUAUAUUGGGUCAAAUAUGCUUUUUGUUCUAUUUCUGAUAUGGGCUGUAAUACCAGACCAAAUUUUAUAUACUUUAGGAUUAACAUAUUGGCCUUCUAAAUACUGGGCUAUAGCAAUUCCAAUUUGGGCUUUAACUGCCUUGGCCACAUUUGCAUUUAUUAUUUACCCAGCUAUAAAUUUAUCUAUGACUCCAGAUAUUAAUGAUAUUGCAACUAUUACAGAUAAACAUUCAUGUUCCAAAAAAGAAACUAUUCCAGGUGGUAUAUCCCCUGUUUACGAUAUUCCAAUAACGGAAGUUUGUAGAAAAUUGUAUUUAACAAAAAAAAGUAAUAAUAAAUAACAAAAAAUUUAUAUAUUUUGUUAAAAAUAUUAAAUAAAGUAUAACAAUCUAUGAAAUAAAUUUCAAUAUAAUGCAAAUAAUAUUAAUAACUUAAAAUGUAAUUUCUUAAAAAAAAUUAAUAUUUGAAGAAAUAUAUUUUAAUAAUUUCACAUAAUUUUUAUAAUAACACUUUCGAGAAAUUGUUCCAUUAUAUUAAGUCGACUAUAUAUUUCAUAUGUUGCGAAAUUUGAUUACGACAUCGUAUGGCCUAGAUCAUAUGAAAUAUGUAGUUGUUAGCUUCCACAUUUAUAUAUCGAAAAAANNNAAAUUAUUUUCAAUUAACAAAUAUUAAGCGCGAAAUUGAUUUAAGAAAAAAAUUAAAAGAUAUAUUAAAUACAAAUGCUAUAUCUUGUAGUUUCGAAAUCAUGCGUGUAAAAAAUAAUGAUUUUUAUCAAAGGUUUGUAUGUUAUGUAUUUAAUAAUACUUAAUAAAUUUAUAUUUUUAUGAAUAAAAAUUUUUGUUAUUAGAUUUUUUACAGAAGUGAAUAAAUAUCGUCCAUCUUUUUAUACACUGACAUGGCAUAUUAAAAACGAUAUGAAAGAUUAUUUAUCUUUAGAUGUAUUUAAUGUACUUCCAAAUAAUACACUCCUCCAUCUUAUAGCUAACGAUUUAACUCCCACUGAUGUAAAUAUUAUAUUAAAGAAAGCAUUAGAACGUGGUAUACGUAAUAUAUUUGUUUUAAGGGGUGAUUCAACAAAAUCAAAUGGUGAAUUUCCACAUGCAGUUGAUUUAGUACGUUUUAUAAGGAAUCAAUUUGAUGAUAUAUUUUGUAUAUGUGUUGCUGGUUAUCCAGAAAUGCACCCGGAAUCAUCAUCUAAAGAAAUGGAUUUAAUUUAUUUGAAAGAAAAAAUUGAUGCAGGUGCAAACUUUAUAAUAACACAAAUUGUUUUUGAAGCAAAUAUUUUUAUUAAAUUUGUGAAUGAUUGUAAGAAAAUUGGAAUUAAUGUUCCAAUUAUCCCAGGUAUUUUUCCAAUUUUGAAUUACACAUGUCUCCAAAAAAUGGCAAAAAUUUGUAAUAUUAAAGUACCUAAAAUUAUCUUAAAUACUCUGGAAUGUAUAAAAGAUAAUAAUGAAAAAGUACACAAUUAUGCAGUAGAAAUAGCUACAAAUAUUAUACAAGAAAUAAUUGCAAGUAAAACUACUUGUGGAUUUCAUUUUUUCACAUUAAAUAAACCUUCAUUAUCAUUGGAGAUAUGUGAUAAACUUGGUAUUUUCUGUUAAUUAUUUAAAUAUAGAAGAGGUUUCAAUAAACAAACAAUUAUAUUGCUAAGAUUUGUAGAUAUAAAUGAUCCUUUGAGGACAUCUGCUAUUGUACGCAUGCGCGAUAAAAAUAUUCGUGACGAACAAAGAGAGCAGUUAGUUGAGUUGGGCGCCAGGCUCCGCGUGGUCAGUUGGAUAGUCGGUGUGACGGUAACAAGAAAGAGGAAGGAUCCAUAAACCAGGAUAUAAAGAAAAAUGGCACUCUUCCGUUUCAGUUCAAAACGUUGUUUGGAAAUUCAGAAAAAAACUUCGAUCGUAUUCGCAAGAUCAUUGAGCGAUGCUUCUACUGACCUGAAAAAGGUUCUGGGCGAAAAAAUUCCAAAGGAACAGGAGCGUAUCAAGACGUUCCGUAAAGCAUGUGGAUCCACCAAAGUUGGAGAAGUUACUGUGGAUAUGAUGUACGGUGGUAUGCGUGGAAUUAAAGCACUUAUAUGGGAACCGUCAGUCUUGGAUCCUGAAGAAGGUAUUAGAUUCCGAGGAAAAUCGAUUCCAGAGUGCCAGAAACUUCUACCAAAAGCUAAGGGCGGCGAAGAACCACUUCCGGAAGGUUUAUUCUGGCUUUUGAUUACCGGCGACAUUCCCACUGACGCUCAAGUUAAAGCAAUUUCCCAGGAAUGGGCUAGCAGAAGCGCAUUACCUGAUCACGUGGUCAAAGCUCUAAACAGCUUGCCCAAAUCGAUUCAUCCCAUGACUCAAUUCUCUGCCGCCAUCACUCUUCUAAACAGCGAGAGUGAAUUCGUGAAAGCAUACACGGGAGGCAUACACAAGUCCAAAUAUUGGGAGCCCGCUUACGAAGAUACAAUGAACUUGAUCGCCAAAUUACCUGCAGUAGCUGCAACGAUAUAUCGAAACAUCUAUAAGGGUGGUAAAGGUGUAGGAAGCGUCGAUGCGGGCAAAGAUUGGUCUUGGAAUUUCGCGAACUUGCUCGGUUACGAUAACCCACAAUUCACCGAACUUUUACGUUUAUAUCUGACGAUUCACUCUGAUCACGAAGGUGGUAAUGUAUCUGCACACACCACUCACUUGGUGGGUUCGGCAUUGUCUGACCCAUAUCUGUCAUUCGCCGCUGGAUUGAACGGCUUGGCUGGUCCACUUCAUGGUCUUGCAAAUCAAGAAGUGUUAAUAUGGUUAGAAAAAUUGCGCGAAAAGGUUGGAGACAGUCCCAGUGAUGAACAAUUAAAGGAGUUCAUUUGGAACACGCUAAAAAGCGGUCAAGUCGUUCCUGGAUACGGCCAUGCCGUACUCAGAAAAACUGAUCCUAGGUAUACAUGCCAGAGAGAAUUUGCACUGAAACACUUACCGGAUGACAAACUAUUCAAGCUUGUUUCUCAAAUAUACAAAAUAGUUCCUCCCGUCCUUACGGAAACUGGCAAGGUAAAGAACCCAUGGCCAAAUGUAGAUGCCCAUUCGGGAGUUCUAUUGCAAUAUUAUGGAAUGAAGGAGAUGAAUUAUUACACUGUACUGUUCGGAGUAUCGCGUGCUCUUGGUGUUUUAGCUUCUCUCGUCUGGUCCCGAGCCCUAGGUCUUCCGAUAGAAAGGCCCAAAUCUUUAAGCACUGAUUUGCUUAAGAAACUCGUCGGUGCUAAAUAAACAUCUUUAUUUAUGAAAAAUCAGAAUCAUUAAAAUCUUUUAAUUUCAUAUCAUCAUUGCUUCAAAAUUUUAUCAUAGAAGAAAUGUUAUUAAUACACAGAAAACCGAGCUUCAUUUCGAAUUCAUUUCAAUAUGACUUCAAGGAAGUCGUUUUAAUUAUUGAAUCUUAUUAAAAAGAUGUGAGGUAUUAAAAUAAGUAAUUAUCUCAUGUAAUUAUGUAUUUUUUGAACGUAGAUGUAUUAAGUUUCGCAGUUUAUUAUAUUGCAAAAACUACAUAUUUUAACAGCAUUCUUGUAUUUUUUUCUGUUAAUAACACAGAUUUCGUACAAAUAAGAUGAAGUUUUUGCGACAUGAAAUAAGCUACGAAAAAUAUGAAUUUGUUCAUUAUACAUAGUUUACCUGCCAAGCCUUUUAAAAAACUGUAAUACACGCAUGAACAAUAGAUAAAAAUUUAUUGUAAAUAUAUUUGUCAUUUUAUGUUUAAUAGUGACUUAUAUAGCAACAAUUUCAAAAAUAAAAGUGAUACAGUUCAUUAUAAUACAAGUUAAUAAAUUAUUAAAACAUUUAUUGGAAAAACUACGUGUGCAUAGUGAAGAUUUUUCAAAUAUUGUAAAUUGAACAGACACUGCCAAAAAUAUAUCAGAUAAUUUUUAGCAAAUUACAAUAAUUAUUUUUAUCAUUAGAUGAAAAGAUUAUUGUGUGAUAAUUAAAAAACGUUCUACCAGCAAGAAUUUACAAAAUAGUAAUAGUUCUUAGCAAACUACGUAAAAUAGAAAAUAAAUAGGGUUAAAAUGUAUAAAAAAUUUUGCAGUGCUAGCGCACCAGUUGUUGGUUUUAGAUUCUUUAAAAACAUUAAAAAACGCUGUGCUCAAUUACAUCGAGCUAUUUCGAUUAAUAUAAAUUAAAAAAGUGAUGAUCAGUGAUAGAUCCACUGUUACAAGAAUGAAUGAGUGUGUGCGAUACUUUAUUUAUAACAAACGUGAAAAUAAAUAGAUCUUCAAAAAUUAUAUUUGACUUCUUUUUAAUUAAAAGACAAGAUAAUUAAAAAUAUAAAAUAUGUAAAUAUUUAUUGAUUAAAAGUGUUAAAAUAUGAAUUUGUUAAAAUCACAAAUAUAGUUAUACAUGUUGAACUGUUUACUUAUUAUACAUCUUUAAUUGUUAGACAUUUUAAUUGUUAUUAAAUAUCAAAGGGAUAAAUAACACAUAGUAAAAUAUAAUACGCUC